Molecule: messenger RNA, 468 nt
Organism: Candida albicans SC5314
Lineage: Eukaryota; Fungi; Ascomycota; Pichiomycetes; Serinales; Debaryomycetaceae
Exons: 1
Coding region: 1-468 (155 amino acids)
Source: RefSeq, a predicted model, not a curated record
AUGAGUCAACCCCAGAAACAGAAACUAAUCCCACACCAGAACCAGAACAACCAGAAGUUAUCGUUCUCGAUUAAAUUUAUUUUUUAUUUGUGUCAAAUUAGUCAUCACUUCUUCUUUUUCUUGCCUCGCCACCUACAAAUGAGUUUAGCAACCCCGCUAUACUAUAUGGUAUCAUUCACUUCCAAAUUAAACUCAGACAUUACUAGUGAUGAAUAUACCCAAGUGGCAGACCUUAUGGUAUCUUUAGCCAAACAACAACCAGGGUUUCUUGGACUUGAGUCAACACGCGACCCCACAAGCAAAAUUGGAAUUACCAUUAGUUAUUGGAAAGACAAGUCAAGCAUUCAACAAUGGAAACAACAGUCUGAUCAUCAAUUGGCCCAGAAAUUAGGGAAAUCGAAAUUUUACGAUUACUUCAAAGUAAGGAUCGCCCUUGUUGAAAGAGAUUACCAGUUCGAAGGUGUAUAG